Cylicocyclus nassatus is the source of this 1667-nucleotide messenger RNA. NCBI's taxonomy places the organism in Eukaryota, Metazoa, Nematoda, Chromadorea, Rhabditida, Strongylidae. The record is from the annotation of a GenBank genome assembly.
GCAGUCCUUGCUAGUGUUACCGACUAUAUUCUGGAUACCUACUACAAAGACAGGGUGCAUGGCACAGGCACUCGAGUGUUUCUUGCCUACUCAAUAUAUACUAAUGGGGCGGAGUUGAUGAACGUAAGCCCUUAUAAAAAGGGAACUAUAAAGUCGUUAGCCUCAAUCCGAUUUGUCUCAAUGACAUGGGUCGUGGCAGGACAUGUGCUCAUGGAUGUCAUGAUCAGCGAUACAUAUGGACCUGUACUGGAAGUAUUCAAUCCUUUUCUAUCAACUACAAUCGUAAAUGCGUUCUUUUCCGUAGACACGUUUUUUGUGCUCUCCGGCAUAUUGGUAUCCUACCUGUUUUUCAAAUCCAAGCCUACUGCUGCAUAUGUCAAAAAUCCUAUGGUGUGGAUUAUGUACUACGUACAUCGCUAUGUCAGAUUAACACCACCUAUAAUGAUGUUUAUAUGGCUUUUUGUAACUCUGAGCCCACUCAUCAACGGGCCUUGGGCUCAGUCAGCAGUGGGCAUGCAAACCUCAAUGUACCAACCAUGUGAAAAGUACUGGUGGCAUAAUCUCUUCUAUAUCAACAACUUUUUUGACAUGACUCAAAAUUGUUACGGCAUAACUUGGUAUCUGGCGGUUGACACCCAACUUUAUUUUGUUGGACCAAUCUUUCUCAUCAUAUUUUACUUCUCGUGGAUUGCAGGUUAUGCAUUUAUUUGCUUAUGUAUUGCUGCUAGCAUAGCAUAUGUCUACUACCUCACUAUCCAUUAUGAUUUUCCUGCAAUUAUGAUGGGAGCUUUUGCAAUGAAUGAUAUGACUACUUUUGGUUUAAAGAUGAUGGACUUUUUUAAUCUAUACUAUCAAAAGCCUUGGAGUCGCUGUACGCCGUACCUAAUUGGAAUUGCAGUGGGAUACUUCCUCGCUUCGGGGAAGAAACCGAAACUAAACAAGAUACUGAUUGUGUCUCUCUGGGUAUUAGCUGCAGCAAUUGCAUUGGCAUCGCUGUACGGCCCACACCAAUAUAUAAAAGGAGCGGAUUAUUGGAGCAAUGCAGUAAGUGGAACUUAUAACAAUUUUUCGAGAUUCGGUUGGUCAUUAGCAGUAGCUUGGGUCGUUAUCGCAAAUCAUCUGGGAUGGGGAGGAAUUAUUGCCGACUUCAUGGAUCAUCCGUUGUGGCAACCAUUGGGCAGGCUCUCUUACUGCGGUUAUAUUGCACACUUUUUCUUAAUCUCGUAUAUCUUCAACUUAGAUGAUCGACCAUCACAUUUUGUUUCAAUAUGGCGCACGUAUGUGCAUUGGGGUAUACCAACAGUUGUUGUAUCAUAUGUGUUCGCUUUCUUUUGGAGCUGCCUCUUCGAAGUACCUAUCAUAAAAUUAGAAAAGAUGCUGACGGCAAAUCUGAUGCCGAAAAAACCCAAGCAGGCUGUAGAACAAAGCACGAAGGAAGACGUAAGCGGAACCAGGAAGAACAUUAACUGAAAACAGUCUGACGAAUCUGAAUAAAACAUAUAAAAGAACAUUCCGAAGUUUCCCUAAUUCUCGUGAUGUAUCUACUAUGAUUCUUCUUCAAUUUCCAUUAUCGCUGGAAAUAGGUAUAAUGUUGCUCUAUGAAUCGAAGUCGUUGUAUUCAUUUCGAAAAGAACGUCUUGCUCCACUAGCUAUGGCUCUAAAACCAG